Linum tenue is the source of this 2133-nucleotide messenger RNA. The record is from the annotation of a GenBank genome assembly. Lineage: Eukaryota; Viridiplantae; Streptophyta; Magnoliopsida; Malpighiales; Linaceae.
AUUCAAUCUUUUCUUAGUAAACAAAGUCGAUGAUAACAUAAAUAGUAAAUCUUUUCCAGCGAGUAGGUAUACCGAUGUGAGUUUAUUUCUUAGAUAGAAAAUCAAACUUAGCCACACAGAAAAUUUUAAAUUAGUUAAUCCAGUUUAAACAAUCAAUUUGAUGAUAAAAAAACCUUUGGUACCAACUUGAAGCUACGUCGAAUUUAAGUGAUCAUUUCUGUAAUUAAACCUCUCUCCUCAAAGAUAUGGUCUCCCCAAUCCCGCCAGGCUCCAUAUAAGUAUAUAACCACCACCCGUUUCAUGAAGCAAAAAAGAUAAUCCGAUUUCUGCAUCUGAAAAAAAAAUAAAAAAAAUGAAGCAGUCUGCUCAGCUGGUCUUCGUCCCAGCUCCCGGGAUCGGCCACCUAGUCUCCACAAUCGAAUUCUCCCGCCGAUUGCUCCACCGGGACACCGCCAUCUCGGUCGUCAUCCUCCUCGUCAAGUUCCCGCCGCCAUUCGGCGAUGACGUCGACGGCUACGUCAAAUCAUUCUGCGGCGCCAUCGACGACGACGACGACCGCCGCAUCCAACUCCUCACCCUCCCCCAACUACCUCCCCCUCCUUCCUCUUCCUCGCCGGAACGUCCCAAGUCGGCGGAGCAUUUCAUCUCCACCUUAAUCGAGGCACACCGGCCGCUAGUGAAAGAAGCGAUUCUGAAUCUCGCUCUGCCCUCGGUCGCCGGCCUGGUCGUCGAUCUGUUCUGCACCUCGAUGAUCGACGUCGCUGACGAGCUCAGGAUCCCUUCCUAUCUCUUCUUCACCUCCUCGAUUGCGUUUCUCGGGUUCAUGAUUUACCUCCCGAACCGGGUCGGGUCCGGGUUCGAACUGACGGACGACCCGGUACCGAUCCCGAGCUACGCCGACCCGUUCCCUUCCCGUUUUCUCCCGUCCGUCUUCCUCGACAAGCACGGUGGGUACUCGACGAUGAAGAAUCACGGCCGGCGAUUCGCGGAAGUCAAGGGCAUUAUCGUCAAUUCCUUCGCCGAGCUGGAACCUCACGCUCUGAAAUCCCUAAUCUCUUCUUCUUCCUCGCCGCCGGUUUACCCCGUCGGGCCGAUUCUGGACCUCAAGGCUCAGGGGCAAGUGAAAUUCGGCAAGGCCGGGGAGCGCGACGAGAUCCUGAGGUGGCUGGACCUACAGCCGGAGGAAUCCGUGGUCUUCCUCUGCUUCGGGAGCAUGGGUGCUUUCGACGCGGCCCAAUUGAGGGAAAUUGCCGCCGGGCUGGAGCGGAGCGGCUGCCGGUUCCUCUGGUCGAUCAGGAAACCUCCUCCGGCGAAAGGAAUGUCACUCCCGGCGGAUUAUGGCGGGAGUUACGGCGAGAUCUUGCCGGAAGGGUUCGAGGCGAGGACGAGAGGGAAAGGGAUGAUCUGCGGGUGGGCCCCGCAAGUCGAGGUGCUGGCGCACAGGGCGGUGGGAGGGUUCGUGUCGCACUGCGGGUGGAACUCGACGCUGGAGAGCGUGUGGAACGGGGUGCCGUUGGUGGCGUGGCCGUUGUACGCGGAGCAGCAGUGCAAUGCGUUCCAGCUGGCGAGGGAGCUGGGGUUGGCGGUGGAGCUGAGGUUGGACUACCGGCUUAAGGACGGCGGAGGAGUCGUGACGGCGGAGGAGAUCGAAAAGGCCGUGAGAGGCGUGACGGAGAAAGAAGGUGCGGUGAGGAAGAGGGCGAAAGAGAUGGGUGAAAGGAGCAGAGCAGCUGUCGUGGAAGGUGGGUCGUCGUUUGCCGCCGUCGGAAGGUUGAUCCAGGUCUUUUAUGAAGAGUUGGAGAAGAAGCCUUGAUGAUCAAGACCCUGGGCCGAUCAAUACUGGGCCGCUGAAGCCCAAGUUCAAGUGCCAUGGACCAGCCCAUGAGGCUACCCAACUAUCUAAUUAGUGAGUAGUGAUAUUUGCUUUAGGUGUGGAGCGAGUGAGAAUUCUGAACGAUUUGAACUCUGGCGAUUUGCCGAUUUGAACAAUGGUAGCUGUCAUAUUGCAUUUAUAAUUGUACGUUUUAUAAAAUUGUUGUAUUAAUAAAAUGAGUGUAAUUUUAGAUUACAAUGUUAGGUGAUGGUGAUUGUAAUUUUAGAAAUGAAAUAGAGAAGUCACGUUUAAAAUGAAAU